Klebsormidium nitens is the source of this 1484-nucleotide messenger RNA. The record is from the annotation of a GenBank genome assembly. NCBI's taxonomy places the organism in Eukaryota, Viridiplantae, Streptophyta, Klebsormidiophyceae, Klebsormidiales, Klebsormidiaceae.
GGAAGCCCCUCCAGCAUUCUCUAGCGCGCGCCAUGGCGUCUUCCGCCCUCAGCAGCAUAGAGGAUUCAGCAGAACAAACAGCUCAGAGGAACCCUGAUCCAAAAACCGCACGGCAGAUUCGUGCAACACGAAAGUCCCUCACGACAGCCUCCAAGAAUGUGAAACCAAUCUCGACAGCCCCGCUUCUCCACGCCAAAGAACACGACGAGGCCGGUGAGAAUGCGCCUAGCACAAGUAGGAGUUCCCGAAUUUCAGGGGUCCGGUUGAAGACGUCCAAGCAGGUUUACGACCUGGUUCGCACUAACCCCAGCUACGAUGGGAAGAGGUGUCACAUUGUGUACCACGACAGAGUGGCUGACAGAUACAUGCGGACGGCGUUGGCGGACUGGACCCCUGCGAGCGCGCAGGGAGACGUGCCAUGGCACCGCGUGUGGUUCUUCACAUACAACGGGACCGUUUUCUGGGACCGUGAGCGCCGCUUCUUCGACCACUGCCUCCUGCGCCGCCUUGCUUCCGGUGAUGCCGCCCCGUCCUACGAGAACGUGACACGCGGCGCCCAGCAACUGGCCGAAACGCUUCCUCGCGACUUCCGAUUGGCAACUUUGAACCUCCUUGCAGGUGCCAACUUCCGCAAAGACGUGGACCCAAACCCACCCGUAUCAGACGUCUCCAACGUGCUGCGAAGUUUGGACGCUGACGUCAUCAUGCUCCAGGGGUGCACGAAAGAGACGCUUGAGUUUCUCGAGGAGCAGAACUGCGUUUGUGAGGGUUAUGAGAUGGUCUACUCAGACUUGGAGCCUUCCGGCCAGAUCACGCUCGCGCGCGCCCACCACAAGCGAGCAUCCCAGCACAGCCUUUCGGCGUCGAAUAAGAGAGCGCUCAGAGUCUGCCAUAAAACGGCGAACGGUGUCGACUUCGAAACGUGGAACGUAGACUUUCGAGCGUCGACAGGGGAGAGAGACAGCAUUUCUGAACGUGCGGGGAGGCGGUUGAGUAAAGACGGAACGGCGCCGAGCGGAACGCAUAAGACCGGAACGGAGCUGAUGAGCCAGCUCGAGCAGUGGACGUACAUCUCGGAAACUUAUGCGGCCAUCGUAGCGGGUGACUUCGGAUUCUGUGGCCGGAAAGAUGACGACGUCGGGCCUUUCAGCCAGAGUGCGGAUCGCGAUUGGUGCGACGCGUGGCUCUCGGGUCGGCACCCGGGGGAACCCCCCGUGGACGAAAAGAACAGUUCACAAGCAGCGGAAGGGCAAUCGGGGGAUACUUCCCGAGCAGUUGACUCUCGGUGGGCGGUUGGAGGGAAAACGUUAAGCCGCCCAGAUCGUAUCUAUACCCGGUCCUCACAGUUUGUGAUCAAAAGCGCAAGGACUUUCAGGGUUAGCGGGUCGGACUUGUUUCAGCACUUCGAGGUCGUGGUAGACGUACACGUGGACCCGUCGAGAGCCGUCGAUGACUGGGAAAGGCUGGAAACGCCUGGGCGGUGA